Molecule: messenger RNA, 1104 nt
Organism: Brettanomyces bruxellensis
Lineage: Eukaryota; Fungi; Ascomycota; Pichiomycetes; Pichiales; Pichiaceae
Exons: 1
Coding region: 1-1104 (367 amino acids)
Source: RefSeq, a predicted model, not a curated record
AUGAUCGGAAACCCAAAAAUGGUAGCCGCCAUAGGAGGUUUGUUGAAACGAAGUACAUGGUUGUCUAUGGGAUUAGCCACUUCCCAAACCAUGUGCCGACAACUUGUUUACAAUAGUAAUGACAUCUAUUUUUUUAAUCAAAAAAUUUCCAUAGCCGCUUAUCAUAAGGGUAAGCAUGUUGGAUCUUGUCGACGUAUCCCAGUUAAACUUCAGAGAAAGCUACGUUCAUCCAAUAAGGAAAAAGCAGAAUUAUUGGAAGAAAAUAAUAAUAUGAAUUCAAAAUAUAUGUCGAUGACAUGUCAGAUACUUAAAGCAGAGCUUCGGAAAAGAAAUUUGAAGGUUUCAGGUAAAAAGGCCGAACUUGUUCAGCGACUUUGUCGUUCUGACAAUAAUGGUGACAACCUUAGAACGAAGUCAGUUAGACAGGCACAAGAGUGUAAGAAAAAAAAUAUGAAAGAAGGAAAAGUUAUUCUCAAGGGGCAGAGUUAUUUAUCCCCUGAUGUGAACCAAUCGGUUAUUAAUUAUGCCAAGGACACUUAUGUGAGACAUGUUAGUACUACAACUGCGGCAAAUGUCAAGAAAGAUCAACAUAAAAUUGAUUUUAAUAAGCCAGCAAAAAAAGUGUUUGAUCCUGUACAACACGUUUCGGAUUCUUGUAAUCAUAAUUUGGAUAAUAAUGCAAGCGUACAUGUGAAGGAAAUGAGAGCUACAAAUGCAUCUUCCAAAACAAAAUUUGAGGCGGUUGCCUCUCCAGAAGCUAACAACUUGAAGAAAUUCACAGUUAAAAAAGCCAAGGCGGAAAAAGGUUCCAGAAUGGAUGGAAGUGCUUUAAGGAAGAAGUUCAAGUCUGUUUCAAAAAAGUUUACCGACGAAAAUUUCGCAAAAGAGCAUGCUACAUCUAAAGAGGAGUCACUUGAGCAAAUUCCCAAUGGCUUCAACAAAAAUGGUAUAACCAGGCUUAGCUUCAAAACCAACACUAAAAGUGAAAAAGGUUCGGCAAACUUUUCGGACUUUGGUAAACGUGACAUUUUGUUUUGGGGAUCAUUUUCAGUUUUAACUAUGGUUUGGUGGUCUGGAGCAAAUAAAGUUGAGAUAAAUAAUUAA